AGCCGUCAAAACGUCAAAACACAGGAUUUCUGGAAAGUUCAUGCAGUAGACAUGUAGGCGCAAUAUAGACAAUUUUUAACAUAAUGCAACACACUUUUUUGAAAGGCGGUCACCGACUUGACUUGACAAAAGUGAUCAGCUCGAACGCGCCCACUGUAUGUACAUUUGUAGCCAAUCCCCUCGAUUGCAGCCUAGACGUCGAUAGAUACACGUUUUCAUCUGAACGAAAAGACAGCAACGUACCAAAACAGAGGGAGAAAGUCAGCUAUAUUGCGCGCGGUUCGUAUAUGGGUGUUAAUCAAUGUGUUUGUUUGGCACAGGUGCAGCUCCAAGCUCCAAGGCAGACAGACACACCGCCUUUACAGGAAGGUAGACACACCUACCCCUGGCCAGUUUGAUCCCGUUGUGUGUGCAAAUGAGUGGCCUGGCUGAAGAGCGCAGAGUUGGUACACACCACAGAGCCCACACAGUAGGAUGUCGUGGGUCAGAGGCUUCUUCGUAGCCAGAGUGGACGAGCGAAAGACCGCGUGGGGGGAGCGCAAUGGCAGCAAGUCCAACAAGCGGAAGGACUGUGGCUCAGGGUCGUCUCUCUGCAACCCCCGCUACAUGAGCUGCCUGCGGGAAGCUGAGGACAUGGAUCCACCAUCUCACACCCCCCAGCACUACCACUGUGGUGGAGGGGGCGCGGGGCCCAGCGGAGGAGGUAACUUUGGAAUGCGCUGCGUCUGGCAGGAGGACCACUAUGGGAAACGGACCGGGGCUGUGGGAGACCUCGGGUUAAAGGCUGUGGAUCUGGGGUUCGACGACGGAGACCUGAGAGGGAGGAGAGGUCCUGGGGGGGACGGAGGAACUUGUGAAGCCUUGACAGCCGCUGAGUGCUGGAUGUGUAUGGUACGGGUGUUCCAGUCCAAGACGUUCACCUCAGCCAAACUAGAGCGUCUGUACCAGCGCUACUUCUUCAGGCUCAACCAGAGCUCUCUGACUAUGCUGAUGGGUGUCCUUGUCAUAGUCUGCGGUGUCAUGCUAGCCUUCCACUGUGUCCACGCUCCGCCCGACGUAGCCUACGCCUCGGUGCUCUCCGUGGCCAUGGCCCUCUUCCUGUCCAUGAUGGUGGUGUGCAACAGGAACAGCUUCCACCAGGACUACAUGUGGAUCGUCAGCUACCUGGUUAUCGGGGUGCUACUAGUGGUCCAGGUGUUCGGGGUGUUGAUGGUUGCCCCCCGGAGCGCCUCUGAGGGGAUCUGGUGGUCCGUGUUCUUUGUGUACAUUAUCUAUACACUGUUGCCAGUGAGGAUGAGAGCUGCAGUGCUGAGUGGAGGAGUACUGUCUACCAUACACCUCAUCACCGCAUGGCAACUCAACCAGAACGAUGUCUUCCUAUGGAAACAGCUGAGUGCCAAUGCGUUGGUCUUCCUGUGUACCAACAUGAUAGGUAUCUGUACCCACUACCCUGCCGAGGUGUCUCAGAGACAGGCCUUUCAGGAGACCAGGGGGUACAUCCAGGCCCGGCUCUACCUGCAGAGAGAGAACCAGCAACAGGAGCGCUUGCUGCUGUCGGUGCUUCCAAGGCACGUUGCCAUGGAGAUGAAGGCAGAAAUCAACGCCAAGAAGGAAGAUAUGAUGUUCCACAAGAUCUACAUCCAGAAACAUGACAACGUCAGUAUACUGUUUGCAGACAUCGAAGGAUUCACCAGCCUGGCAUCACAAUGCACAGCACAAGAGUUGGUGAUGACACUGAAUGAACUUUUUGCUCGCUUCGACAAACUAGCUUCGGAGAACCACUGUCUGAGGAUAAAGAUCCUUGGGGACUGCUACUACUGUGUGUCGGGGCUGCCUGAGCCCCGGGCCGACCACGCCCACUGCUGUGUGGAGAUGGGAGUAGACAUGAUCGAGGCCAUCUCGCUGGUGAGAGAGGUCACAGGGGUCAACGUGAACAUGCGUGUGGGUAUCCAUAGUGGCAGGGUCCACUGUGGGGUGCUGGGACUCAGGAAGUGGCAGUUUGACGUCUGGUCCAAUGACGUCACACUAGCCAAUCAAAUGGAGGCAGGGGGCGCGGCAGGGCGUAUCCACAUCACCAAGGCCACCCUACAGUACCUGAAUGGGGACUAUGAGGUGGAGCCGGGGUUCGGAGGGGACAGGAACGUCUAUCUCAAGGAGAACAACAUCGAGACGUUCCUGGUGCUGGGGUGCAGCCAGAAAAGGAAAGAGGAGAAGGCAGCGAUGGCUAAGAGUGCCAUGAUGCAGCGGGCACGUGCCAACUCCACUGAGGGCCUGAUGCCACGCUGGGUACCCGACACAAGGUUCUCCAGGACCAAGGACUCCAAGGUCUUCAGACACAUGGGAAUUGAUGAAACGUCCAGACAAGACAACCGUUGUUCCCAGGAGGCCCUGAACCCUGAGGAUGAGGUGGAUGAGUUUCUGGGCCGAGCCAUCGAUGCCCGCAGCAUAGACCAACUCCGUAAAGACCACGUCAAGAAGUUUCUGCUCACCUUCCAGACUAAAGAGCUGGAGAACAAGUUCUCCAAGAAGGUGGAUGAUCGUUUUGGAGGCUACGUGGCCUGUGCUCUGUCAGUCUUCUGCUUCAUCUGUUUCAUUCAGAUUAUCAUCUUCCCACACACACCUCUCAUGCUGGGUGUCUACAUCAUCAUCUUCAUCAUCCUCGUCAACAUCCUCUUCAUCUGUGCCAUUUACUCCUGCGUCAAGCUCUUCCCAGUUGCCUUGCAGACAGUGACUACGACUAUAGUCCAGUCUCGUACCAACAGUACCCUGGUGGGAGUCCUCACCAUCCUACUUCUCUUCAUGUCUGCCUUUGUUAACAUGUUGACCUGUGACAGAGAGGGCCUGGUGGACUGUGUGGUGCGUGAGAGGAACCUGUCCUCCAGCUUGGUGACCCUGUGUCUACUACACAACCUGAGCCAGUCAGCACAGGACAGACUGACCCUGUGCCCCAGCCAGCCCACACCAUGCCACUUCCCUGAGUAUUUCUGCUACAGUGUUCUCCUGACCCUGCUGGCCUGCAGUGUGUUCCUCCACAUCAGCAGUAUAGGGAAGCUGGCCCUUAUGGUGCUGAUCCAGGUCACCUUCCUGCUGCUGGUGGAGUGGCCCCAGGUGGCCCUGUUCGACAAUGCAGACCUGCUGCUCACCGCCAGCACCCUGAUUCCUAGUUUCAAUGAAACAGCUACAGGGACAUGCCAGGAGACUGUGACCAAGGUGUCCCUAAAGGUCAUGACCCCUGUCAUCCUUACGGUGUUCGUCCUGGCUCUGUACCUGCAUGCUCAGCAGGUGGAGUCCACCGCACGCCUCGACUUCCUGUGGAAGCUGCAGGCCACAGAGGAGAAAGAGGAGAUGGAGGAGCUUCAGGCCUACAACCGCCGGCUCCUCCACAACAUCCUGCCUAAAGACGUGGCCGCCCACUUCCUGACGCGGGAGCGGCGUAAUGACGAGCUCUACUACCAGUCCUGUGAAUGUGUGGCCGUCAUGUUCGCCUCCAUCUCCAACUUCUCUGAGUUCUACGUAGAGCUGGAGGCCAACAACGAGGGAGUGGAGUGUCUCCGGCUGCUCAACGAGAUCAUUGCAGACUUUGACGAGAUCAUCAGUGAGGACAGGUUCCGCCAGCUGGAAAAGAUAAAGACCAUCGGUAGCACUUACAUGGCAGCCUCUGGCCUCAAUGACUCUACCUACGACCGCGAGGGACGAUCACACAUCCUGGCUCUGGCAGACUACGCUAUGAGACUCAAAGAACAGAUGAAGUACAUCAAUGAACACUCCUUCAAUAACUUCCAGAUGAAAAUAGGUCUCAACAUGGGUCCGGUGGUGGCUGGGGUGAUUGGGGCCAGGAAGCCCCAGUAUGAUAUCUGGGGGAACACUGUCAACGUAGCCAGUCGAAUGGACAGCACCGGAGUCCCAGACUGCAUACAGGUGACCACAGACCUGUACCACGUCCUGGUAAAAAAAGGCUACCAGCUGGACCACAGAGGCCUGGUUAAGGUGAAGGGGAAGGGAGAGAUGACCACAUACUUCCUUACCAGCGGUCCCAAUGGUCCCUAGGGCAGUUAACCACUGACGGUCAUGGGAUUACCGCUGGCUGCUAAUACAUGAAGAAGAGAGAGAUGAGAGGAAGAGGGGGGGGGGGGUGAGUGAGUU
Salvelinus fontinalis (brook trout) is the source of this 4143-nucleotide messenger RNA. RefSeq names its product adenylate cyclase type 6-like. Gene Ontology annotation, molecular function: adenylate cyclase activity. The transcript is spliced from 23 exons. The record is from RefSeq and is a predicted model, not a curated record. Lineage: Eukaryota; Metazoa; Chordata; Actinopteri; Salmoniformes; Salmonidae. The coding region runs from base 475 to 4047 and encodes 1190 amino acids. Gene Ontology annotation, cellular component: plasma membrane. Gene Ontology annotation, biological process: adenylate cyclase-inhibiting G protein-coupled receptor signaling pathway; adenylate cyclase-activating G protein-coupled receptor signaling pathway; cAMP biosynthetic process.